Messenger RNA from Aspergillus alliaceus, 1185 nucleotides. RefSeq lists its product as uncharacterized. The transcript has 11 exons. The coding region runs from base 1 to 1185 and encodes 394 amino acids. Lineage: Eukaryota; Fungi; Ascomycota; Eurotiomycetes; Eurotiales; Aspergillaceae. The record is from RefSeq and is a predicted model, not a curated record.
AUGGGCGACGUGAAGAGCAAGCGUCUGCAGGUCUCCAUGGGAGGUUUUUCCGAGAAAUUGACGAUAGCGAAACAGAUCACGGCACUUUCCCAAGGAGCCAUCAACACCGCCAUGGCGAAACUGGUCAAAGACCACCCAGAAAUUGGGCAUGUCCAGAGCAAAAGCAAGACGGGAGAUACUCUGGACGCUGAAAUUGGCCAGCCCCUAGGUUCAUUGAAGUCCAAGUCAGGGAAGCUGCUCUUUAGCUACGAUCCACCAGAGGAUUUUGAUGGCACCGAAUGGACCAUUGCUUUAAAUGUGGAGAUUGAUUCGGUCAAGGUUGAACCAGGUUCGGAUGAGGACAAGAAAGUGCGAAAUCCUGACGACAUCGUCAUAUUCGCUGGAAUCCUCGCCAGAUGGUACGUCAACGAUGGGCCGAUGACAGAUCGCCAAAAGCGCACCAUCGGAUACGGACUGCAAGCUUCAGACCCGUCAUCAAUGAAUAAGCAGGCUCCCAACUUCCCUCCCACCCUCACUAAAAAAAACCUAGAGGAGAAGGACUUUCCCUCAGCGCCCAUCCUUCCAUACACCGGGAAAUUCGUGUCGAAGGGAAUGGGUGGAACCAUGUGCAUUGAAAAGGACAUCCUCUGGGACCGCUGUCUCCUUCGCACAACAACGCCCCAGCUCCUUCACUUGUUUAAUAAUGCUACCUACGCGUGGGAAGAAGUCAUGGAAUGGAUAUGGGGAUUACCGAGCCAACCAGAACAAUCUGUCAGCAAGGCUGAUAGGCAAGGGAAUACAAGUGGCUCCAUCGAUGUGACGUGCACUACCAGCAACAGCAUGAAGACAGCUUCAGGAUCCAAUGUGAUCACUGUUUCCGGGGAAACCGAUAUAGAUGUACAUGUCACUUGCUGUGAGACCUCGGGAUGGGCCCUUUGGUCCUGUGACUACACUCGACAACGGGGCCUGUCCAUGACUCUCGACUUGAGCGACAGGGAUUUCCAGGUUUCCUCCCACCCACUGAAGUAUCGUAUGGAGGGGGGCCUAUGGCCUACCAAAGACGACGUGGAGGGCCAACAGUCUAUAAUAAAUAAUCUCAAUAGUUCUGCUCGGUUUGUCGUCCCGGGUCAGGGCACGUUCCGCUACAGUAAUCCUAUGUUUAAUGAUAACGGGGAUCUUCUCAUUAAUGUUGACUACAAGGAAUGA